AUGCAGGACGGGGAGGAUGAGAAGGGAAAUGGGGUAAAGGGUGAAGAGAUGGGGCAAGGAGUGGAGCAGAAGGUUUUAGAGGGCCAGGCAGACCAAAUACCAAAGAUGGAGAAGCAGGUGGUUCUGGGGAAAAACAAACCUGAGAAGAAAGUAAAGAAGAGAAAAUGGUGGCAUAGACGCCAGAAAGUAGAGAUGCAGGUGGCCCCACGGGACCUGGUGGAAGAACCAGAGCAGGUCAUCCUAAAGGACCAGAGGAGGAAACCAGUAAAGAAGGUGGUUCUGGUUUUUGAGAUUGAGAUGAAGAAGAUAGAGAGGCAGGUGGACCCAGUGGAAAAACCAGACCAGGUCAUGAAGAAGGUAGAGAGGCAGGUGGCCCCACUGAACCUGGUGGAAGAACCAGAGCAGGUCAUCCUAAAGGACCAGGGGAAGGAACAAGUAAAAAAUAGGGUUCGUUUAAUAGAGAAUAAGAUGAAAAAGUUAGAGAGGCAGGUGGACCCAGUGGAAAAACCAGACCAGGUCAUGAAGAAGGUAGAAAGGCAGAUGGCCCAGUUCAACCUGGUGGAGGAACCAGAGCAGGUCAUCCUAAAGGAACAGGUAAAAAAUAGGGUUCGUUUCAUAGAGAAUGAGAUGAAGGCAGAGAGGCAGGUGGACCCAGUGGAAAAACCAGACCAGGUCAUGAAGAAGGAAGAGAGGCAGGUGGACCCAGUGAAAAAACCAGACCAGGUCAUGAAGAAGACAGAGAGGCAGGUGGCCCUGCUGAACCUGGUGGAAGAACCAGAGCAGGUCAUCCUAAAGGAACAGGUAAAAAAUAGGGUUCGUUUCAUAGAGAAUGAGAUGAAGGCAGAGAGGCAGGUGGACCCAGUGGAAAAACCAGACCAGGUCAUGAAGAAGGCAGAGAGGCAGGUGGCCCUGCUGAACUUGGUGGAAGAACCAGAGCAGGUUAUCCUAAAGGAACAGGUAAAAAAUAGGGUUUGUUUCAUAGAGAAUGAGAUGAAGAAGGCAGAGAGGCAGGUGGACUCAGUGGAAAAACCAGACCAGGUCAUGAAAAAGGCAGAGAGGCAGGUGGACCCAGUGGAUAAACCAGACCAGGUCAUGAAGAAGGCAGAGAGGCAGGUGGCCCUGCUGAACUUGGUGGAAGAACCAGAGCAGGUCAUCCUAAAGGAACAGGUAAAAAAUAGGGUUCGUUUCAUAGAGAAUGAGAUGAAGAAGGCAGACAGGCAGGUGGAACCAGUGGAAAAACCAGACCAGGUCAUGAAGAAGGCAGAGAGGCAGGUGGACCCAGUGGAAAAAACAGACCAGGUCAUGAAGAAGGCAGAGAGGCAGGUGGCCCUGCUGAACCUGGUGGAAGAACCAGAGCAGGUCAUCCUAAAGGAACAGGUAAAAAAUAGGAUUCGUUUCAUAGAGAAUGAGAUGAGGGCAGAAAGGCAGGUGGACCCAGUGGAAAAACCAGACCAGGUCAUGAAGAAGGUAGAGAGGCAGGUGGACCCAGUGGAAAAACCAGACCAGGUCAUGAAGAAGACAGAGAGGCAGGUGGCCCUGCUGAACCUGGUGGAAGAACCAGAGCAGGUCAUCCUAAAGGAACAGGUAAAAAAUAGGGAUCGUUUCAUAGAGAAUGAGAUGAAGAAGGCAGAGAGGCAGGUGGACCCAGUGGAAAAACCAGACAAGGUCAUGAAGAAGGCAGAGAGGCAGGUGGACCCAGUGGAAAAAACAGACCAGGUCAUGAAGAAGGUAGAGAGGCAGUUGGACCCAGUGGAAAAACCAGACCAGGUCAUGAAGAAGGCAGAGAGGCAGGUGGACCCAGUGGAAAAACCAGACCAGGUCAUGAAGAAGGCAGAGAGGCAGGUGGACCCAGUGGAAAAAACAGACCAGGUCAUGAAGAAGGCAGAGAGGCAGGUGGCCCUGCUGAACCUGGUGGAAGAACCAGAGCAGGUCAUCCUAAAGGAACAGGUAAAAAAUAGGAUUCGUUUCAUAGAGAAUGAGAUGAGGGCAGAAAGGCAGGUGGACCCAGUGGAAAAACCAGACCAGGUCAUGAAGAAGGUAGAGAGGCAGGUGGACCCAGUGGAAAAACCAGACCAGGUCAUGAAGAAGACAGAGAGGCAGGUGGCCCUGCUGAACCUGGUGGAAGAACCAGAGCAGGUCAUCCUAAAGGAACAGGUAAAAAAUAGGGAUCGUUUCAUAGAGAAUGAGAUGAAGAAGGCAGAGAGGCAGGUGGACCCAGUGGAAAAACCAGACAAGGUCAUGAAGAAGGCAGAGAGGCAGGUGGCCCCGGUGGACACAGUGGAAAAACCAAAGCAGGUAGUAAAGAACCAGAUUGAUAUAAAGAAGCCAAAUUUAGAGGAGCAAAUGGUCCUCAAAAUCCUGGAGAAGAUGGAGAACAAAAGGCUGGAGAAGCAGGUGCUUCAGAUGGACCAGAUGACGAAGGUGGAAGAAGAGCAGCUGCAGGACGACGUUCUUGUUCCCCCCAUCGUUGAAGCCCAACCUGGAGAGUCUGGGAAAGAAAGUAGAAAGUAGAGAUGCAGGA
This is a messenger RNA of Trichomycterus rosablanca, 2521 nucleotides long. RefSeq names its product titin-like. NCBI's taxonomy places the organism in Eukaryota, Metazoa, Chordata, Actinopteri, Siluriformes, Trichomycteridae. The record is from RefSeq and is a predicted model, not a curated record. Bases 1 to 2511 code for a protein of 836 amino acids. The transcript has 5 exons.